Symbiodinium necroappetens is the source of this 1195-nucleotide messenger RNA. The record is from the annotation of a GenBank genome assembly. Lineage: Eukaryota; Dinophyceae; Suessiales; Symbiodiniaceae.
GCCAAGGAUAACAGCGAAAAGCUGCUGAAGGCCAUGGACACCCGGGAGCUCUACGGUGAUGAUGAGCGGGAGGACAUGCUGAACAGCCUCUUCAAGAUCACGUAUGCUACGAGGAGGCAGAAGAAUGAGAGCCACAAGGAGUUUUUCUCCCGAUGGGAGCUGGCCAUCCGGAAGCUGUCCGAGCAUAACAUCACCCUGCCUCCGGAGUACCUUGGCUUCUUGCUGACGAUGGCACUUCAACUCAAUCAGGAAGAAGUCAAAGUUCUUAUGAACUUCACCCGAGGGAAGCUCAGUCAGAAGGAUGUCAAGGGGUGGGUCCGGGUUCACGAGACAGUUCGGAAAGGCCUGACUGAAAGCGCCGGCGGUGUGUUCAAGGAUAUUCUCUAUAAGUCUAUGAUCGACUACCAGUGCCAAAGCAGAGAGGAAUGGAAGGCCCACAGGGUCAUCGGCUACACUCCCCGCCUUCCCGGCGGACUCCUCACAAGCGGAGCCGAUGAUCACACGCAUGUUUUCGACUUCGAAGUGGGCCAAGCGGUCUACUUUUGGCGUCGAGGACUCUUCGACGCCGACAACGACAUCGAGCUCAACGACCAACCCGCUGUGCAGGAGCAGGCUGCCGAUGUAGGUUUGGGUUCGUCUUCAGGGGUGAAGAGGGAAGCCGAAGAACAUCUUGAUCCUCCUGGAAAACGGAGCCGCAUGCAUUUGAUCGAAGUGUAUCAUCUCCAUCUUCACGGGCUUGCCAAGCAGAGACAGAAGAAGGAGUCCAAGGCCAGCGACUUCAAGGGUGCAGAUUAUGAGAAACUUCAGACGGCUAUUCUCAAGGAGAUCAUCAAUAAUCUAGGAACCCAGGCGUAUGAACUUUUGAGCCGUGAAGACUCUCAGCGCAUUGAGCUGAACAAGCCGGAGAAGAUACAGAUAAUGGAGUCGCGCUAUGUGAUUACAAUUAAACUCUUGGAGCCCGCCGAGGUGAGCAAAGCCGAGAGCGAAGGAGUUCUCUUGGAGGACCGGUCCCGCGGUCCCUGCAAGGCCAAGUGUAGACAUGUCAUGAAAGGGUAUUCAGAAGAAUCUGCUCUCGAAGUGGAAAUCACCACUCCGCAGAUUACCAGAGACUCCGUGAUUUUCACUUUGCAGAUGCUCGCAAGUUUUCAGUGGGCAUUCCUGGCGCUCACCCGGAAGAAUGACUUCGUCUCCUUAA